CCGCUCGGCGUGCAGUCCUGGUGCUCCCUUCCGUGCCCGUGACCCGACUUUAAAAUCAGCUUUAGAGAAAAGUCUAGCAGAUCAAGCCAAAGAGCUGAAUAUACUCCAAGAGGAAGACGGCAAGUACAUGAAUGCAGCUGGGCCUGACUUCCAAGGGCUCUAAACCACAGAAGAACUACUUUUGCUGAGUACGGAUCCUCUGCCCCACGCUGGAAAUGACAGAGCCCACCAUCCUCUUCUUCCGUGCCUGCCUUGCGGCGCUUGCCAUGCCCAUCUACUUGCUAUCGUUCCUGGGCAUAUGGGAACCUUUCUGUAAGAAGGUAUUUUUUCCUUUCUUCUUAGAGAAGCUUUCUGCAGUUUACGAGAGGAAAACAAAGAAGCAGAAACAGGAGCUAUUCCGUAAUCUACCUGACUUCACCAGCCCCUCGGGAGAGCUGAAGCUGCUGGAGAUCGGGACCGGCUGCGGUACUAACUUCCAGUUCUACCCACCAGGCUGCAAGGUCACAUGCACGGACAUAAACCCCAACUUCCAGCAAGGCCUUUCGAGAAGCAUGAACAAGAACCAGCACAUCCACUACGAGCAUUUCCUAGUAGCUGCGGGGGAAGACCUGCACCAGGUGCCCAGCGGUUCUGUGGAUGCAGUCAUCUGCACCCUGGUCCUCUGCUCUGUGCAGAACGUGAACGGCACCCUGAAGGAGGUCCUGCGAGUGCUCAGACCAGGAGGCGCUUUCUAUUUCUUAGAGCACGUGGCUGCUGAUCAUUCCAGCUGGAAGUAUUUUUGGCAGCAGAUCUGCUAUCCGACUUGGAAGCUCGUCUUUGCUGGGUGCUGCCUAACGAGAGAGAUAUGGAAGAAUCUCGAAGAGGCCAACUUCUCGGAGCUGAAAUUACAACACAUCAGCGUAGCGCUGCCCUGGACGCCCAUCCAGCCUCACGUCAUCGGGUACGCCGUGAAGUAACUCACCCCCUGCCCGGCCGCCUUCCCCCGCCCCGAGAGAAAUUCCUUGACAUAAUCAACACGGCAUAGGCUAAUCCAGACGUCCGAAUCUAGGUAACAAGGUGAAGGACUUUAAUUAAAGUUUCUGAUUCAAGCAUCAAAUGAGAAGAGAGGGUCAAUUAAGAUCUUUGAAGCCCUCAUGCUGCCGACCGUGCCUCACCAGGCCCCAGCGCAGCCCAUGGAGGAUCCCAGCAGGCUGCAGGAGAAUGCGAAACAGCCCAGCAAGCAAGGGGGGGGAAAA
This is a messenger RNA of Egretta garzetta (little egret), 1235 nucleotides long. Its product is annotated as methyltransferase-like protein 7A. Gene Ontology annotation, molecular function: S-adenosylmethionine-dependent methyltransferase activity. The coding region runs from base 216 to 956 and encodes 246 amino acids. NCBI's taxonomy places the organism in Eukaryota, Metazoa, Chordata, Aves, Pelecaniformes, Ardeidae. The transcript is spliced from 2 exons. The record is from RefSeq and is a predicted model, not a curated record.